AUGGACCUUUCGUGGAUACUCGGGCACGCCCGUGUUUCGUUUCAUCACUCCAAGAACACUAUAUCCCUCGCCUCAAAAUCUGGAAAGACGACCUUGUCCGACAUAUGCAAAGCCUCCACGCCCCCCUGCAAGCUGAAUCCUCUACUCUUCAAUGGCCAUCUUCAUACUGCCUGGACAGCCGUAAAGGCCGCUGGACCUCCCAUCAUGUACAAGCGUCAGAUCUUUGAGUCUGAUGACCCUCGAUUCGCAGGCACUUUUGCUGUAGACUUUGUAACCCACAAGCCGGCACCUACAGAAGACUCUAGCCUUCCUCCUCGUACAAACUACUUCACUGAGGAUGAGUUUUCGAACAUUGGCAGUGAUGACACCAAGCCUAUGUUGAUCACGCUGCAUGGAUUGAGUGGUGGAUCGCACGAGAUCUAUCUCCGGCAUGUGUUGGAGCCAUUGGUGGACCAGAGUGAGCAAGGCGACUGGGAGGCCAUUGUUGUCAAUAGCCGCGGCUGCGCUAUGAGCAAGAUCACUACCGGUAUCUUGUAUAAUGCAAGAGCCACUUGGGACUUGCGACAGACGGUCAAAUGGUGCAGAGAGAUGUACCCGAACCGUCCUCUGUACGCUAUUGGAUACUCCUUGGGUGCCAAUAUUCUCACAAACGUACGUAGAUUCAGUCAGUCUCUCAAUUUGAAGAUGUCCAUUCUAAUGUUUUUAUGUUCUCUAGNNUAUCUUGGUGAAGAAGGAGAUGCGUGCGAGCUGCAGGCGGCUGUAGUCUGUUCCAACCCCUGGAAACUUGAGGUUGCCAGUCUUGCCCUGCAGCGCACUUGGCUCGGUCUCAACGUCUAUUCCAAGACAAUGGGAACCAGCAUGAAGAAGCUUUUCGCACAACACGCGGAUCAAGUGGUCAAGAACGGUAAUAUUGACCCCGAGAGGGUUGCGAGGGUAACAUAUCUACACGAGUUCGACCGCGAGAUUCAGUGCCCGACUUGGGGAUAUCCGACAGAAUACGCAUAUUAUCGCGACGCAUCUUCGGCAGAUUCAGUGACUGCCAUUCGCAUUCCCACAUUCGCCAUCCAUGCUGAAGACGAUCCUAUCGCUGUGGACGAAGCUGUUCCUUAUGAGGAAAUCAAGCAAAAUCCGUAUGUUGUCAUGUGCUCAACCUCGACUGGUGGCCACUUGAGUUGGUUCGAGGUUGGUGGAACGAGAUGGUUCUCCAAGCCGGUAUGUUUUUUACUCCGUCACUCGAUUGAGUGCUGA
This is a messenger RNA of Aureobasidium uvarum, 1248 nucleotides long. NCBI's taxonomy places the organism in Eukaryota, Fungi, Ascomycota, Dothideomycetes, Dothideales, Saccotheciaceae. The record is from the annotation of a GenBank genome assembly.